AUGGCAUCUCCGGCCGACAUCGAAGCCAACAAUGGCGACCUCAAGACCGCCAACGGUAAUGCCAAUGGAAAUGACCUCCUGUCCGCGAACCCAACAGGUGCCGACAGCGAGAAAAAGCCGGCGACCAGGACUUCGCUCUGGUCACAGUCCGUCUCGGCCAGAUACGCAGACAUCCUCUGUCUCGUUCUCUGCUUCAUCACCGGUCUCUGCGACUCUGCCGCCUACAAUGCCUGGUCUUGUUUCCUGGCCAUGCAAACAGGAAACACAAUCUUCCUCGGCCUAGGCGCCUCAAACCUCCCAUCCGGCAAACCAUGGGGUUGGCUCAAAUCGCUCGUCUCCAUUGUCACCUUCUUCAUCGGCGCGCUGCUCUUCUCGCUCUACGGCCGCAACAUCGGGCCCAAGAAGCGCGUUACCCUGUUCACCUCGUUCCUGUUCCAGGCCAUCCUGGUCAUCAUCGCAGUCGCGCUGAUAGAGGGGGACCUGAUCCCGCACACGCAGGCCGAAGCAGCGUCCUUGACCGGCGGGAAGCUGUUUCUGGAACUUAUCCCCAUUGCGCUGCUGGCGUUCCAGUCUGCCGGGUCGAUGACUGCGGCGCGUGGGCUGGGGUUCAAUGAGAUUCCGACGGUGGUGUUGACGAGUGUUUACUUUGAUGUUGCGAGUGAUCCGAAGAUUGUCCAGGAUGUUCGGGGCAAUGUGAAGCGGAAUCGGCGCGUGGGGAGUGUGGUUUCUUUGCUGAUUGGGGCGAUUGUGGGGGGUUGGUUGAGUAGGAGUCGUGGGGGGAUGGAGAGUGCGUUGUGGCUUAGUGCGGGUUUGAAGGUGGUUAUUUCUUUUGGGUGGUUGGUGUGGUUUUCCGAGUAA
Aspergillus puulaauensis is the source of this 858-nucleotide messenger RNA. RefSeq names its product YoaK family protein. Bases 1 to 858 code for a protein of 285 amino acids. Lineage: Eukaryota; Fungi; Ascomycota; Eurotiomycetes; Eurotiales; Aspergillaceae. The record is from RefSeq and is a predicted model, not a curated record. The transcript is spliced from 2 exons.